AAUAAAUGCCACGCGGACGGAAGGUGGUAAUAACAAUUUCCGUUGACCUGAAGAUUUUAUUUAUACUGACAACUCAGCAAAAUUUUAAAUAGUUAUUUAUAUCUCUUACUUAUCAUCAAUUGAUUAAAUGGUUAGAUCAAAACAAGAUUGAUGUCAGUUUAAAAGAAAGAAAACAAAAACGUUAGAUCAAAUAUAAGUAUUUCAUUCAGGUGAUCUUUUAUAUAUUAAAAAGUAUCAUAUAAAUAAAACUAUUAUUAUGUAAAAAAGAGUUAUAAAUUGAGAACGGAGCAAAUUGAUUUGAACAUUUCCGUUUAAAUUUCUUGUAGUAUUAUUUGCUACUUGAUGGCGUUGAAGAUAUUAAUACAGACAAGUUCGUUUAUUAUCGCUCAUUUUUAUUUUUAAAUUAAUACUAGAGAGGAAAUUUUCUUUCUGUUAAUAUAACAUCAUUUUUAAUUGAGAUACUACAGUCUAAACGUUAUCAAUAAUGGACGACGUCGAACAGCAGUGCGAAGACGCACUUUUUGAAUUAUGUGAUGCUCGAGAACGGUAUCCGUCACGAUGUGCCGACGAACUUCAAAAAUCUAUCAAAUUAAAAAAUGAGAUAAAUAUGCUGAAGGUGUUUAAAAGAUCAACUGCAACAAAUGAACCAUUUAUUUUGAGUCAAAAUAAAUAUCUGAAUCUUGAUUUUAAUAAAAAUGAAAUGUGCCUUGACCAUUUAGAUUUUAAAUUACAAGAUGUUGUAAACAAGUUGAAUAAUUUAAAAGCUGUCAUGGAUCAAAUUGAACGAGAAAAGACAUGUUGGGUCAACAAGUUAUUGGAAAGCUAAAAUAAAUCAUUCUAGAUAGUGUCAUAUA
This is a messenger RNA of Bombus pascuorum, 854 nucleotides long. RefSeq lists its product as uncharacterized. The record is from RefSeq and is a predicted model, not a curated record. The transcript is spliced from 4 exons. The coding region runs from base 485 to 826 and encodes 113 amino acids. NCBI's taxonomy places the organism in Eukaryota, Metazoa, Arthropoda, Insecta, Hymenoptera, Apidae.